GGGGUUCUGUUGGAAUAUACGUCGCACAUUUAUGGCGAUUCUGAGCGUGAGGGCAGACUUCUGCCAGGCCCAGCACAGCAUCCUGGCUGACAAGUGAGCUCAGCACAGGGGGAUCUACGUGCCAUAAUAACUCUGCCUUGAAGACUCCGGACACAGCGAACACACUCAAAUAUAUGGGAUAUCUUCUGCCCAUUGGAAGCAUAUUCCUUUUACUGACUCUAGCAAAACUAAGCGUCAAGAAAACAAAGUGGAGAGAAAAUCUGCCCUUACUUUUUUGCCUCACCAGUGCCUAAAUGUAGAACAGGCUGCCUAGUCUUGCAUGUAGUCGGAAUUUUUGGAGUCGGAAGGAUACCACCUGCAGUAGUUGAGGCUGAAGUUGAAUUCAAGCGGAUUCUGAAGCAAACCUGCUCUUCUAGAAGCGAAUUCUUUAAGGAACAAAGCCGUCAAAGCAAGCUCUGAUCAAUCCCAGGCAUUUUAGUGGUCUUUUUAAUGUGUUCUGCUGUGAAACGUUUCCAAGGUUAUUGAUUUUUUUUUUAAAAUUUUUUUUCUUUUAUUGUUUUGGCCCCUUACACGUUUUGUUUGCCAUUAUGAACCGUCCAGCCCCCGUGGAAAUUACUUACGAGAAUAUGCGUUUCCUGAUCACUCACAACCCAACCAAUUCAACCCUCAGCAAGUUCAUAGAGGAGCUGAAGAAGUACGGAGUCAGAACCUUGGUGCGAGUUUGUGAAGCCACUUACGAUCAAGCUCCUAUUGAAAAAGAAGGAAUCCAAGUUCUAGACUGGCCAUUUGAUGAUGGAGCACCACCCCCACAUCAGAUAGUUGACGACUGGCUAAACCUGUUGAAAACCAAAUUCCGUGAAGAGCCUGGCUGCUGCGUCGCUGUUCACUGUGUCGCAGGGUUGGGAAGGGCUCCUGUACUGGUUGCACUUGCUCUCAUUGAAUGUGGAAUGAAGUACGAAGAUGCAGUUCAGUUUAUAAGGCAGAAAAGGAGGGGAGCUUUCAAUUCCAAACAGCUGCUUUACCUUGAGAAAUACCGACCUAAGAUGCGAUUACGCUGCAAAGAUGCCAACGGUCACUGCUGUGUUCAAUAAACAAAACAAAAAAUAAAUCUCAAACGAAGGCAGAAGUUAACAUGGCUGGUUUCUGGACUCUUGGCACCUGGAAAUGUGAAUCUGGAAUCAAACUACGUCAUCAAAUUAGUGGUGAAGUCAGUGCUCCUCAACCUCUGUCCU
Messenger RNA from Apaloderma vittatum (bar-tailed trogon), 1232 nucleotides. RefSeq names its product protein tyrosine phosphatase type IVA 2. Gene Ontology annotation, biological process: protein dephosphorylation; positive regulation of cell migration. The record is from RefSeq and is a predicted model, not a curated record. Gene Ontology annotation, molecular function: protein tyrosine phosphatase activity. Gene Ontology annotation, cellular component: nucleus. The transcript is spliced from 5 exons. The coding region runs from base 588 to 1091 and encodes 167 amino acids. Lineage: Eukaryota; Metazoa; Chordata; Aves; Trogoniformes; Trogonidae.